ACCUUCAAAACCCUGAGCAGUGAGACCGCCGCCCGCUUUUCUCCCUCGCCUCUCGUCCCCUCUCGAUAUUCCCCUCUACUUGAACCCCACUUCCCUUGAAUAUUUCGAUCUCUCUUCGAUCGACUGAUAGACCGAGGCCUUGGGCUUCCUCCUCUUCGUCCAUGAACGCCAAACCUAGAAGGAAGCGAACGAUUUUUAGUAGGUCCCGAGGGUUUUGACUCUCUUGGCUCCACUUCUCUUCUACGAACCUGAAUCGCUGUUCUUUCAUCUCCGUUAUUGAUGGAGAAACUCCAUCUCUAUAGGAACAGUUCGGUGGAGUGGAAGCCCUCUGCUGUGGUGGCCCUCGCCACCAGCGCCGACGGCUCGCAGGUUGCGGCCGCGCGGGAGGACGGCUCUCUCGAGAUCUGGCUCGUUUCCCCUGGCUCCGUUGGAUGGCAUUGCCAGCUCACAAUCCAAGGUGACCCUAUCUCUAGAGUGUCUUCACUGGUCUGGUGCCGCCCCAGUUCGAAGAGUGGAGGCCCAGGCCGUUUGUUGUCCUCGAGUAUAGAUGGGUCAAUCUCAGAAUGGGAUCUCUUUGGUUUACAACAAAAGAUUGUACUGGAUUCUGUUGGAGUAUCUAUCUGGCAGAUGGCCAUUGAACCUUCAGAUAGUAUAGUGCAUUUAGGAAAAAAUGACUCAGGGCUUAUAGCCAAUGGUUAUGAAUCUCAUGGUGCUCACAGUGAUUCUGAAUCUGGUCAAAGUGAUGACGACGACGAUGACUCAGAUGAACCUCAUUCUGCAGCUAUUGCAAGCAACUAUCAACGCUUAGCUGUUGCCUGUGAUGAUGGUUGCAUUCGCUUGUAUAAUGCCUUUGAUACAGAUGGACUGACAUAUAUCAGAUCAUUUCCUAGGGUUAGCGGGCGCAUUUUGAGUGUUACAUGGAGCCAUGAUGCAAAGUUAAUAUUUUCUGGGACUAAUGAUGGUUUAAUAAGAUGCUGGGAUGCUAUAUCUUUUCAUGAGGCAUAUCGCAUCACGGUUGGGCUUGGUGGCUUGGGCAGUGGACCUGAACUUUGUGUUUGGUCAUUAUUGUUUCUAAGGUGUGGGGUCCUUGUUAGCGGAGAUAGUACUGGGAGUGUUCAGUUUUGGGAUAGUUGUCAUGGAACUCUUUUGCAAGCUCACACUUUUCAUAAGGGUGAUGUGAAUUCUCUAGCAACCGUUCCUAGUCACAACAGAGUGUUUUCUGCUGGUUCAGAUGGACAGGUUAUUCUUUAUAAACGCUCCAAUGAAACACUUGGUGUUGGGAAUGACGAGCUUCCUAAGGAACAAAUAAUGAAAUGGGUGUAUGUUGGGUAUAUAAGAGCUCACACUCAUGAUGUCAGGGCCUUGACAAUGGCAGUGCCUAUUUGCAGAGAAGAUGCAUUACCUGUUGAAAAGGUUCCUAGGGUCCGCUGUCAAGAGAAGCCUAUUGAUUUCAGUUAUCACAAAUGGGCACAUUUAGGUGUCCCCAUGCUUAUUUCUGCAGGUGAUGACACCAAGCUCUUUGCUUACUCUGCCAAAGAGUUCACCCAAUUCUCACCCCAUGAUAUCUGCCCUGCACCUCAGCGGCCAUCAGUGAAGUUGGUACAUGAUACUGUUCUAGAUGGUGCUUCAGUGUUACUUGUCCAGUCCUCUGUGUGGUUAGAUGUUUUUCUUGUCAAAUUAGAUGGUACUGUGGCUCCGAGUGUGUCUUCUGGAAGAAAUACAAUAACACAACUUUUGGCUCGUCUUAAAAGCAAGGGAUCCCGAAAAAUCAUAUGUAGCACCAUAUCCAGCACCGGAAUGCUUUUGGCGUACUCUGAUCAUGUGAAACCCUGCCUCUUUGAAUUAAGGAGGCAUAAAGGUGGAAAAAGCAGGUGGUCUAUUGACAAAUUGCAGCUACCUAAGGGAUUGCCAUAUGCACACUGUAUGGUUUUUAGUGUUGAUGCCUCUCGCCUGAUGAUAGCUGGCCAUGAUAGAAAAAUAUUUGUAGUGGAUGUGAAAAAAUCCGAGCUGGUGCACACCUUUGUCCCUCAGCGAAAGGUGGAAGAUAUGAAUUUUCCACCUAGUGAACCUCCCAUAACAAGAAUGUUUACAAGUUCGGAUGGGCAGUGGUUGGCUGCAAUCAAUUGUUUCGGGGACAUUUAUAUAUUUAAUCUAGAGAUAUAUAGGCAACACUGGUUCAUAUCCAGGUUGAAUGAUGCUUCUGUUACUGCUGGUGGUUUUCCUCCUAGGAGCAGCAAUGUUUUUGUCAUCACAACAUCUUCAAACCAGGUAUAUGUGUUUGACGUGGAAGCAAAACAGUUAGGUGAAUGGUCAAGGCGCCACAGUUAUCAUCUACCUAGAAGAUUUCAAGAAUUUCCAGGGGAAGUGAUUGGGCUCUCCUUUCCGCCUUCCUCGUCGUCAACUUCAGUUGUUGUAUAUAGUGCAAGGGCAAUGUGCUUAAUUGACUUUGGGAUGCCAAUCAAUCGGGAAGAUGGUGAAUAUCCAAACGGUUCAGAUCUAUUGAAGUACGAUUCUAGCAAAAAUGCAAGAGCAAAGCGGAAACGAAAGAAUUUUGAUCAAGAAUCCAGCCCAAAUAAGAAUAAGAAUUUUGAUUUUUGUGCAUUUGGAGACCCUGUUUUGUUCGUUGGUCACCUGUCGGAAAAUAACCUUUUGAUACUAGAGAAGCGGUGGAUGGAGGUUGCCCAGAACUUUGAUGCCCCCGUCCAUAGACAUAUUUUUGGAACCUAAACUGGAUAAUUCUACCAUUUUACACAGCAACUGAGUCCUGCUGGAUCCAAGGUUCCCAUUUUUAUUCAUUCAGCUCAGCGGCUACGGCAUCAAAUAGUAUGUUCUGUAAAAAAUUUACUAACAUUUAUGGGCAGUUGGCCAUUGAGAUUUUGUAUUGUGGGAGAAAGGUGAUACCUUAUUGUUUUUGUAAAAUGAGCGAACCAUCGAUUUCUGCAUCUGUUCUUGAUCUUUUUGUUGUUGUCCCACUUCAAGUUAGAUUUAAACUCCAUGUUCCAUGGCAUAAGAAAGGGCAUCCUUAUUCUCUGCUGGGUGUAGCCAAA
Messenger RNA from Phoenix dactylifera (date palm), 3047 nucleotides. RefSeq names its product WD repeat-containing protein PCN-like. Gene Ontology annotation, molecular function: protein binding. NCBI's taxonomy places the organism in Eukaryota, Viridiplantae, Streptophyta, Magnoliopsida, Arecales, Arecaceae. The record is from RefSeq and is a predicted model, not a curated record. Gene Ontology annotation, biological process: meristem growth; meristem maintenance.